GCGUCGACAGUUGCAGCAGAUUAUUGUGGGUGCUUCCACCAUUCGACGAACCUUGUGCGACAGUGGAAUCUAACCAAGCCAGCGCCAGAGUGAUUCAUUAUUCAGUUUGGAGCGUGGAGUCGAGGUGGGAACUCCGUUCAAGCGCUCGCAGUGUUAUCGCAUCGCGAUUUGUCGGCAUUUACGCCAAAAGUGGAACGAUUCGCGAGUUUACGGUUUGCCGUUUUUUUGCUGUCUAGAAAUCGCGACAUUUGUUUCCUUCUAUAUCGGCAUAGCCGUGUGCUGUUUGUGUUGAAAGUUUCUAAGCCGCGUUUGGCAGUGUGUUUGUGCAGAACUGGUGGUGAGCCAGCCGAUUGGUAUUCUUGAGAAGGUCGUUCUCUUUCCGAUAACGUAGGUUUUAAUAACAAUAAUAGCUCGCCGAAUGGAUCAUUCUCGGUGACUUCCUGCAGCUUCUUGUGUAACGUGGUGCUUGCAAACAUCUGCCGUGUGUAUUGGGUUACGUUUUUGCGUUGGAGUUGGUCUAUACGUUCUCUUCGUCUUGUGUGGAUAUCAAUAUUCUUCGCGUGGGACUACCGACUGGAGUUACAAUGCGAGAAAAAAAGAGUGGCGCUUUAUCACGAAUGCAGAAGAUCCGGAAGAGGUUAUCACAUUCCUUUGGCAGAUUAUCGAUUUCGAAGGAAGAAUCAGAAGAACAUAAUCAUGCCAAACUUCCUUAUAAUGGAUACAGUGAAGAGUUCCUAGAUCGCCUUGAACCAAAUGGCAAUAUUCCUGCGGGAAAAGGUGAUAUUAGAUACGAAUGGAAUAGCGUGAAUCAUGACCGAGUGAAAAGACAGCUAUCCGUAUCGUCCGAUAGUAAACUAUUAGAUGAUGACAUUAGGGAAGAAACAAAAGUGAUACUCCGACCGAAGAAACCGCCCAGGCCGAAGUCCGAGGUGCUGCUCAAUGAACAGGGCUUAGAGCAUCGGAGGACGAAACGGUUUUCCGCCUUUGGGGGGGAUUCACCUUUCGGUAAAACAGAAGCCUAUAUUAAAUUAGAACAAUUAGGAGAAGGAUCUUAUGCAACUGUGUACAAAGGAUUUAGCAAUUUACAGAACCAAGUAGUAGCUCUUAAAGAAAUUAGACUGCAGGAAGAAGAGGGCGCGCCCUUCACAGCGAUACGAGAAGCAUCGUUGCUGAAAGAACUGAAACAUGCCAAUAUAGUUACUUUACACGAUAUCGUUCAUACCCGGACCACACUCACCUUUGUGUUCGAAUAUGUCCACACCGACCUCUCGCAAUACCUGGAGAGGCACAGCGGCGGCCUGGACCCCCGCAACGUUAGACUGUUCCUUUUCCAGCUCCUUCGAGGCCUUUCCUUCUGCCACAAGCGGCGGGUUCUUCACCGAGACGUGAAACCGCAGAACCUGCUCAUAAGCGAGAUUGGCGAGUUGAAACUGGCCGAUUUCGGUUUGGCACGUGCCAAAUCGGUACCAAGUCACACCUACUCCCACGAAGUCGUCACGUUGUGGUACCGACCGCCCGACGUACUGCUAGGCAGCACGGAGUACUCGACUUCCCUGGACAUGUGGGGCGUCGGAUGCAUCUUCGUCGAAAUGAUCACUGGAGUCGCCAUAUUUCCAGGGGUUCGGGACACGUACGACCAACUUCACAAAAUUUUCAAAGUGCUAGGGACGCCUGCUGAGGAGGACUGGGAAGGAGUGACGAGACUUCCAGGUUACAAAGUUCAAAAACUGACGCAAUACAAGCCUAAGAAAUUGGGACUUGUAUGGCCUAGACUUCAUGACGUUCUUCAUGGGGAAGCCAUGGCCACAUCUUUGUUACAGUUGAAUCCGAUAAACAGAUUGGGUGCAGAUGACGCUAUGGUGCACCCAUAUUUUGCUGGAUUACCAAAAAAGUUGUUGGAAUUACCUGAUGACGCUUCAAUAUUCUCAGUAGAGGGUAUUCGCCUUUAUCCGGAACCAUAUGCAACGUUGAAAUGAGAUUCGGAGAUGUUUUUUGAUAAUACACCUUAGGAAAGUCAAUCUACCAGUCAGUUAUUUUACGAUUUCGAAAAUACCGCAAUGCAAACUAUGUUUUACAUAAAUUUAUUUUUAUAUUUGUUACAUUUAUGUGGUUUAUAAUACCGAAUCUUAUUGUGACUCAAUUUCUGCCAAUAUCAUUCGCUUUCAAUUUUAUGGAAGUUACAAUGCAAAGAUUAGAGCGCGAAUAAUGCAAUAUCGUGAAAUGAGAACUCUGAUAUUUACAAUAAUUUUCAUAAAGAUCAACCAGUAGCAAUACUUAAACGAUGUUAUAAGAAUAGUUGACUAUAGUUUUAUAUAGUUAACUAUGAAGUGAAAAUGAAAGAGAAGUGAGAAUGGUAAGGACAGAUGUCAGUAUAGCAUCAGAAUUUCAGUAAAAUUUGAGAAAAUCGUUUUAUGUAAUUUAAAAUAACUUGAAAUUUAUCAUGUUUUCACAUAUAGUGCUCAAAAUUCGACGAAACGUGAAAUACAACUAAAGUAAAAUGAAUACAUCUGAUGGGAUAUCUGUAACAAGUAAAUUAUUAAAGAACUGAUUGAAGGAUAUUAAGAAAUUGAGAAUUUAUUUAAUUAUAUAUGGUUUAUACUAUCAGUUAUAGCAAGUGUUUGAUAUUUAAAACUGAAUUAAUUAAAUUAACAACAAGCUAAAUUCAUUUUCUAUUGGUUUUCUGUGAUAUGAAGAAUUUUUGAAAUUGAACACUGGUGUAUACUGUUGAGUAUAUCAUAUGAAAUAUAAGUUACCUUAUGUAAUAUACUAAUUAUUUUAAGUGAAUAUUUUGUUACUGUACAGUGCAUGUUAUUUGAAUUUUGUAAAUGCACCUAGGACAUUUUUACAAUAUACAACUUUGGUGUAUUUUUUUCUUUUUUUGAGCAAGUGAUAACAAUUGAUUUGUCACAGAACCAUUCCUUCCAUGGUGCUCAAUUACUAUAUAUAAGAAUAUUUCAAAGUCAUGUUUCUGACUGAAACAGCUUGUACAGCAAAAUAAUGAGCUUCAAUUACCCACAACACUUUCUCCUUCAAAAAACUAUGAAUUGGAUUUGUCAUGUGUUUCAUUUUACACCAAGAGAAAAUCAAUUGAGUGUAUUUUUCCUCGGAAAUAAGCUUAUUCAAAAAUUAUAAUUUUUCUUCAAAAAAUGUUAGUUCAUUACUGAAAUCAAGAAAGAAAUAAUUUUCUGAGUUGGUAUGUACAUUCUCGAUUGGAAAUGGGCUUUGGAUCAGCCAUCCGUUAUCUUUCUAAUAAAAUUACACUUCAAACAACAAUGAUAUUAAUGGAAGUCUUUAAAAUGCCUUAUAACAUAAUUUCUGGAUUGAAUAUGAAAAAAAAAACUCUUAAUGGCUAAAAUAGAUUUUAUUGGGGCUCUUCUGAUUUCAAUAGGCUACAAUUGUUUGCGAUAAGCAUGUGUGUCACAUUUUCAAGAAAAUCAACUGAUGCCUUUUCUUCAAAUCCAUCCAUUGCCUUAUUGAAAACAGGUUUUUAUGUAUGAAUGUAGUGGCAUGACUUGUAGUGGCAAGGCCAUUGUCACUAUUUGAAAGAUCACUGCAAUUCCGAUGCUCAAUUAAUCCAAAAGCACUUUCUAUUUAUGCACGUCAUAUAGGUGAAUUUAUUUUAUGUAUAUUAUGAUGAUCAUUUGAAGUUUAUCAGUAUUUCAAUUAACUUGGUAUACCAUCACAAUUUAGUGCUUGUGUUCUUUUAUUGACUGUUACUUUUUCUACACAUAACUUUCAUUAUUUUUUUAAUAUCAAUCGGACAAAUUCAAUUAUCCGUUGCUAAAAUUUCCUCAAAAAUUUGAAUUUUUUCCUUAUCAAAAAAACCUUUUUGAAGUUCAUUCUUUUGUCAAUUGCUCCAGUAGACUGAAAAUUGAAGACUGGGAAAUGUUAAGUGUAAUCGAUUGAUGAAUUACAUACAAUCCAAUUCUAAUUUUUAAUAUGGGAAAACCAGUCAGUUAUGUAUGUGUAUUGUCAGGAAAUUGUUAUGGCGAUUAAUUUGAAAUUUUUUAAAAGAUGUUAUGAAAUUCAUGAAUAGGCAGACAUCUUUUUAUAAUUGAAAACCUCAUUAAAUGACCAUUGUCAAGAGUAAAUUGCCUUGUUGGUCCAAUAUUAGAUAAAUAGCUGCAGUUCCAUAGAUUUCUAAAUUAAGCUCUUUGAGUUACUAUUAACUGCCAGUGCCAAAAAGGCAAUAGCUCAUGCUUUAGCACUAGUUAGCACAUAUUUUACACUCCUGAUACUAGCUAGUUACUUUUUUUAAAUUUAUUUAUCAAUUUUAGAACUAAUGAGAUUUGUAGGCCUAAAAUAGUUUCAAAAUUAUUCAAUCUCAAAAGUUUUAGAAGAAUAACAGUGAGGAAUAAAAUAAAUAGAACACCAUAAUCAAAAUAAAUAAUUAGGGUUUAUUCAAAAUUUGUAGCGUUCAUUAAAUUGCUUAUAAAGAACAAGAGGUGACUGCUUAUAGAAUCAUUCACAAAUUCAUCGAAUUAUACAACUAGAUACUCUUAUCGAGAUCAUUGACUGCCUUUUUCACAAAAAUUACAAAUGCUUUGCAAGAUUUUUUUUAAUACAGAGAACAGUAACAAACAUCUUUUUUAAAAAAAUGAAGAGAGCUUUUCUGUUUCUUUUUAUUAGAGCAAAGAGUAUUUUAGUGAUACAAUUUCACAGAUUUUCUAUUCUUUAAACUUCUUUGUGUAUAUAAAGAAACUGCAAAGAGAACAAGCUGAAAUAUUUUCUACUCUAACAAAACUAGAAACAUUAAAAGCUAAAAAAAUUAUCUUUAACAAAAUGUUCCACUUUUCUGCCCAAAUUUAUCAUUUCAAAUUUGAUUAUUUAUUUAUUGAAAUCAUAAAAUUCAAUUAUACUGCAACAGCCGAAGAUAAAUUGAUUUAUCCAUUCAAUUAAAUUUUUUUUCAGUAAAAACUAUUUUGGAUGUACUUGUAUCUUAGAACAAGUUGUCCGAAAUUGUUUAGAAGAUCUCCAAGAAAAUGGUAGCUAACAGUUACGUGCUUUAUUAAAUGGUAGUGUAGUAUAUAUAUUUGCAGGAAGGCACUAAUUUGAUACAGCAAUGCACCCCUCCGACAAUGACGUCCAAUGGCAUGACAUCAGCUUUUUUUAAGUUGAAAAAGAUUUUGUCAUGGUCUUAGAAAUAAUAAAAAACACAUCUUUGCUCAGCUGUUUGCACGCUUAUGGGUAAAAAUAUUUUUAUUCUUUAUGGGAGAUAAUUAAAAGAUAUGAACUUUAUUUUGAACAAAAAAAAUGAAUAUUUUAUUGUCUGUUGCAAAAAAAAAUUUGAUUGUGUCAUAUUUUUUUGUGAAAACUCAUUUUCGACCAUAUGUAAUUUAUUUUCGUUGUUUUCUCAACUACUAAUUAUUCUUUUUUAUUGUAAAUACUUAUAAAGAUCAAAAGCUAUGAAAGCAUCAAAGUUUAAAGUUGUUUUCAGAGUUUGCACUUCCACACUGAUUAUAAAUUUAAAUAAUUCAUUUCGUGAAUUGCUGAUCAUUUCUGCAAGCUCCAUUGAGUAUAUAUUGAACAUGUGAUAGAAAUGAAUUGUUAUUUUUGGUUGUUUGAUGGAAUCGGAUGUAUUUAUUGAAAGGUAAAUUAUAAAUGCCGUGAAAAAUUCUGGUGUACGUAAUUUAUGUACGAUGUUGCAUUGUAAAUAGGAAAUAGUUGUUUAUAUUAAGAUAAUUAUACGAAUUUCGAAACUAUGAAUAAAUGUCUUUGUAUAAAAUCUGUAUUAUUCAAAAGAUUAACAGGAAAUUUAGAUAAA
Harmonia axyridis is the source of this 5764-nucleotide messenger RNA. It is a transcript of the gene Eip63E, whose product is annotated as cyclin-dependent kinase 14. Lineage: Eukaryota; Metazoa; Arthropoda; Insecta; Coleoptera; Coccinellidae. Gene Ontology annotation, molecular function: cyclin binding; ATP binding; cyclin-dependent protein serine/threonine kinase activity. Gene Ontology annotation, cellular component: nucleus; cytosol; cytoplasm. The record is from RefSeq and is a predicted model, not a curated record. The transcript is spliced from 9 exons. Bases 585 to 1976 code for a protein of 463 amino acids. Gene Ontology annotation, biological process: protein phosphorylation.